GAGGGGUCCAUACAGCGUUGUUUUGCGUUCCCGUCAUCUCUUAAAGGGAAACUUUCACAAUGUCCGGAGCCCUUGAUGUCCUGCAGAUGAAGGAGGAGGAUGUCCUCAAAUUCCUUGCAGCAGGAACCCACUUAGGUGACAACCUUGACUUCCAGAUGGAACAGUACAUCUACAAAAGGAAAAGUGAUGGCAUCUACAUCAUAAAUCUGAAGAGAACCUGGGAGAAGCUUCUGCUGGCAGCGCGUGCCAUCGUUGCCAUUGAAAACCCAGCCGAUGUCAGUGUCAUUUCGUCCCGGAACACUGGCCAGCGAGCUGUGCUGAAGUUCGCCGAAGCUACCAGAGCUACUCGGAUCGCCGGCCGCUUCACUCCUGGGACCUUCACUAAACAGAUCCAGGCGGCCUUCCGGGAGCCCAGGCUUCUGGUGGUUACUGACCCCAGGGCUGACCACCAGCUUCUCACAGAGGCGUCUUACGUUAACCACCUACCAUCUUGCUGUGCAACACAGACUCCUCUGAGCUACGUGGACAUCGCCAUCCCUUGCAAUAACAAGCGCGCCCACUCGGUGGGUCUGAUGUGGUGGAUGCUGGCCCGGGAAGUCCUGCGCAUGCGCGGCACCAUCUCCCGGGAGCACCCGUGGCAGGUCGUGCAGGACCUCUACUUCUACAGGGAUCCCGAGGAGAUUGAAAAGGAGGAGCAGGCUGCUGCCGAAAAGGCUGUGACCAAGGAGGAAUUUCAGGGUGAAUGGACGGUCCCAGCGCCCGAGUUCACGGCUCCUCAGCCCAAAGUCGCAGACUGGUCUGAAGGCGUGCAGGUGCCCUCCGAGUCCGUCCAGCAGUUCCCCACUGAGGACUGGCCAGCAGCCCGCACUGCCCAGGCCACCGAGUGGGUGGCAACGGCCACCGUGGAAACAAGGUUGACAGAAAAUAAACCGUUUCUAAAAGUUGAAAGAAAGAGGAAGGAGGUGCACAUCACUGCCCCCGCAUAUCCUGUGACUUGGCUCUCAGUCUUUCCUCGACCAGCACCUCACUCUCCCCAAGUCAGUGAUCAGACUGAAGACGAGACAUCAUCCGCGGGCCCCUAA
Messenger RNA from Hyaena hyaena (striped hyena), 1082 nucleotides. Its product is annotated as 40S ribosomal protein SA-like. Gene Ontology annotation, biological process: ribosomal small subunit assembly; cytoplasmic translation. Gene Ontology annotation, cellular component: cytosolic small ribosomal subunit; 90S preribosome; ribosome. Gene Ontology annotation, molecular function: structural constituent of ribosome. The record is from RefSeq and is a predicted model, not a curated record. NCBI's taxonomy places the organism in Eukaryota, Metazoa, Chordata, Mammalia, Carnivora, Hyaenidae.